This is a messenger RNA of Canariomyces notabilis, 718 nucleotides long. RefSeq lists its product as uncharacterized. Bases 204 to 572 code for a protein of 122 amino acids. The transcript is spliced from 2 exons. The record is from RefSeq and is a predicted model, not a curated record. NCBI's taxonomy places the organism in Eukaryota, Fungi, Ascomycota, Sordariomycetes, Sordariales, Chaetomiaceae.
GGGGAGUUCGUGACUGCUUUACGACAACACUCGUACUCGAUUUCAUGGAGGAUUAUUUCCGACGCUACACAACACGCGCGAUACCCGAUGCAGCUGGAAUGGAAUUGCAACUCUAUACCGAGGAAAUAUGGCUGGCGUGCUCUAAAGACGUCGCGGACAGACGCGAGCAUGGCGAGAUAGGAUGAAACGACUUUAAGGUGGACAUGCACAUAAAAGAGACGGGACGAGAUAAUGCUGCACACGCCACAUCAUCCUCUCGGUAUACAGUACAAAGUGACGAUGGGGGAUGGCCAUUGUUGCUACAUAGUAUCUACCCUCUCUUCCCUUUUUAUUUUUAUUCUUGUUUUAUUCUUCCUCUGUUUUCUUCUCCCUUUUGUCAUCUUAUCUCGACGGCUCAGUCCUUGGCUUCUCCUUUUCUGAGUUGUAAUCAUCAUCGCAUGCAUCACGGCGUUGGGUUUACAUAUCUGCCUUUUGAAUUCUUGGGGGUUUCUCAAAACGGGAGAGUUAGGUGGCGGUCAAUGGCCAGGAUUUCUCAUAUUCCUGACUACCUACCUACCCGAUACCUUGGCUAGGUAUUUUGAUUUCACAUUCAUGUAUACCCGCAGUGUUUGCUAGUAUCUACGGAGUAUCUACCUAAGGCAGCUAUCUGCCUCGGCACAUUGUUAUCCUAGGUCUUCACAUGGAACAUCUUUUGUACAAUACAGUACAAUCCCGCCGU